Molecule: messenger RNA, 627 nt
Organism: Rubroshorea leprosula
Lineage: Eukaryota; Viridiplantae; Streptophyta; Magnoliopsida; Malvales; Dipterocarpaceae
Source: the annotation of a GenBank genome assembly
UCCACAGGAGCAAAUUCCAUACCUCUUGUUACAGUAAUUUCUAGCAUACAGCAAUAGUUUGAGAGAAGAAAAGUGGAGAGGAAAAUGAUGGGAUGUUGGUCUUGGUUUUUAUGGAUUCUUGGGCUAGGGAUCAUUUUGGCCAUGGUGGGUAGCCGCUGCGUGCAUGCUACUAUAUCAUGUUCCGAUGCCAUAGUCACAUUGACGCGUUGCAAGCCCUUCUUGACGCGUGGUUCGCGAUUCCCAAGUGUUCUUUGCUGCGUAGUCCUGUCUAACCUGAAUCAUGAAGCUUCUACAAACCAAGAUCGUCGGGACCUUUGUCAUUGUUUGAAGGAUGCUGCCCCUGGCUUUGGGGUCAUCCCAGAAAGAGCUAAGGAGUUGCCUCAAAAGUGUGGUGUUCAAAUUCGGGUGCCCAUCGACUCGGACAUUGACUGUGAUACGAUUCCUAUGCAGAGGGGAAUGAAUUAACAGAGGAAUUGUAGAAUUGCAUCGUCCGAAGAUUUAUAACUAGAAAAGCAUCCUCUUAUCUAAUAGAGUUUAUGAACCCUCCUUGUUACUUUAAUGAAUAGAUGAGAAAUAAAAUUGUAAUUUUAGAAUUCUCUUGUCUAAAAAUAUAGUUUUUAUUAACAA